GUCUGAACCUCUACUUCCCUGAUCAGAAGUCAUCAAGAUGCCUAUUCUGGAGAAAGCCCCCCAAAAGACUGAAGCAAAAGCUACAAGUACUGAGGAGGAUCAUGGGCUGCCCAAACUCCCAGUGCCCCCACUGCAGCAGACCCUGGCAACCUACCUGAGAUGCAUGAGGCACCUUAUUCCUGAGGAACAGUUCAGGAAGAGUCAGGCCAUUGUGCAGAGGUUUGGAGCUUCUGGUGGCCUUGGGGAGACCCUGCAGCAGAAGCUCCUGGAACGGCAAGAGAAAACAGUCAACUGGGUAUCUGAGUAUUGGCUGAAUGACAUGUACCUCAACAACCGUCUGGCCCUACCUGUCAAUUCUAGCCCUGCUAUCAUCUUCGCUCGACAACACUUUCAGGACACAAAUGACCAGCUUAGGUUUGCAGCCAACCUCAUCUCUGGUGUGCUCAGUUACAAGGCCCUACUUGACAGCCACUCUAUCCCCACAGACUGUGCCAAGGGCCAGCUGUCAGGACAGCCCCUCUGUAUGAAGCAAUACUAUGGGCUUUUCUCCUCCUAUCGGCUGCCCGGCCAUACCCAGGACACCCUGGUGGCUCAGAAGAGCAGUGUCAUGCCUGAGCCAGAGCACAUCAUCGUGGCCUGCUGCAAUCAGUUCUUUGUCUUGGAUGUUGUCAUUAAUUUCCGCCGUCUCAGUGAGGGGGAUCUGUUCACUCAGUUGAGAAAGAUAGUCAAAAUGGCUUCCAACGAGGAUGAACGCUUGCCUCCAAUCGGCCUGCUGACGUCCGACGGGAGGAGCGAGUGGGCUGAGGCCAGGACGGUCCUCAUGAAAGAUUCCACCAACCGGGACUCCCUGGAUAUGAUUGAGCGCUGCAUCUGCCUGGUGUGCCUGGAUGCCCCUGGAGGCAUGGAGCUCAGCCAAACCAACAGGGCGCUCCAGCUCCUGCAUGGAGGAGGCUGCAGCAAGAACGGGGCAAACCGCUGGUAUGACAAAUCUCUGCAGUUUGUGGUGGGCCGAGAUGGCACAUGUGGGGUGAUAUGUGAACACUCUCCAUUUGAUGGCAUCGUCCUGGUGCAGUGUACAGAGCACCUGCUCAAACACAUGACGAAGAGCAGCAAGAAGCUGGUUCGAGCAGACUCAGUCAGCGAGCUGCCGGCCCCCAGAAGGCUGAGGUGGAAGUGCUCUCCAGAAAUUCAAGGUCUUUUGGCCUCCUCGGCAGAAAAACUUCAAUGCAUCGUGAAGAAUCUUGACUUCAUUGUUUAUAAAUUUGACAGCUAUGGGAAAACGUUCAUUAAGAAGCAGAAAUGCAGUCCUGAUGCCUUUAUUCAGGUGGCCCUCCAGCUGACUUUUUAUAGGCUGCAUCGGAGGCUUGUGCCCACCUAUGAGAGCGCGUCCAUCCGCCGAUUCCAGGAGGGGCGGGUAGACAACAUUCGAUCAGCAACUCCUGAGGCUCUGAGUUUUGUGAAAGCUGUCACUGACCACAAGGCUUCGGUGCCGGAUGCAGAAAAACUGCUGCUUCUGAGGAAUGCUAUCAGAGCUCAGACAGAGUACACAGUCAUGGCCAUCACAGGAAUGGCCAUUGACAAUCAUCUGUUGGGGCUGCGAGAACUGGCCCGGGAAGUGUGCAAAGAACCUCCAGAGAUGUUCACAGAUGAAACAUAUUUGAUGAGCAACCAAUUCAUCCUCUCUACCAGCCAGGUGCCUACCACCAUGGACAUGUUUUGCUGCUAUGGACCUGUGGUGCCAAAUGGGUAUGGAACCUGCUACAACCCACAGGCAGAGAGCAUCCUUUUCUGCAUCUCCAGCUUUCAUGGCUGCAGAGAGACCUCCUCUACCAAGUUUUCAGAAGGGGUGGAAGCAAGCCUCCUGGAAAUGAGAGACCUUUGCAAUCUAUCCCUAGAGGCCCCAGGCAAGCCACCUGCAACAAAAGAAAAAGCAGCAAGGCUCAGUCAGGACCACCAAUCCUGACCCCUGGAACUAGGAUUCACCUCCCCACAAAGCAUUCUGUUGCCUCCAGACCCUAUGAAAUCCUUGCUUGCCAACCCUAACCCUGGUUUUCUGUAGCUCCUAGUUCUCAGGGUCCAGCACAGAACAUCUGGAGGCAUUGAAAGUUAGAGAAAAGAAUCCCUGAGUGUGGAUCUUUUUCUUUACCUAGCAACUCUCAGUAUGGACAUAGAGCAUAGACUGUUGUGGAAGUGGACUCCCGGAGGUAAGAAAGGUCCAUGUACUCUUCCCUCCAAGACCUGAAAGCUAAUAUUUUUGUUCUUUUCCCCUAUCAUGCCCUAACUAGUUCAGGUAACUCAUACCCAACCAAUGAGUGUGUCACCCCAUUACAUACGGUACUCCUAAGUGAAUCCUAAAGGAAAAAACCAUGUUCCCCAUCUUUUAGGGAGUAAUUGGAACCUCUACUGUAAAUUUAAAGCAGAGGUUUGAUUAUGCCAUUCAGGAUGAUGGACACUGAGCCAUACAAUCUUGUAAGCAACCUGCCACCAUUCUUAUGUGCAUGCAUAUACAGAGCCCAGCCCAAGCUCAUUGGAAAUAGAGUUCAUUCAAGCAAACAGUGUUUGUGUUCUAUUUCCAAUAAGCUUGGAAAUUUCUCCUUGUCACCUCCCAGUCAUCUCUAGUUGGGCUAUCCCAGACUGGAAUUUUUUUCUGCAAUUAUCCUGAGAUAGUUGCUGCUUGUGUGUCCCCAUGCCGUGCACAAUUACUCAAUGGCAUAGAGGAGAUCCUGUCUGCUUCCCUGAGAAUAGCAUCACUUCCAUUAUUUAGAAAUGGAAUAACUUCAGAAAGUCCCUUUCCAAACUCCAGUGGCUUUGCUCCCUAUAGAAUUUUCCUGAAAAGAGAAUGCUCCACCCCAUACAUCCCUUCCUGCUCUGAACCCAGCACUAUGACCUGUAUCGGGGGUGGGGCCGGGGGAUCAAUCACACUGUGAACUUACUCAACUCUGAAAACACAAAGUCUCAAGCCAUGAAUUUCUUGAACCUAUGGUUUUAAAUUGAGGAUGAUCCUUGCACUGCUCCUUCAAAGCCAUUGGACAAAUGGACGUGCCUCUCUGCACCCUUGUCUACCUUUCUCCCCCUGCAAUGUCUACCUUCCUGCUCCCUUGAGCAAUUCAAGAGUCCCAAGAAUAUUUAGGGAGCUUCAGACAACCUGCUAUAAUUUCACUCAGACUCACUUAUAUUCUUUUCCACAAAUGACCACAGUAGAGAACAGUGCUCUUUUCCAGACUCCUUCCAUAGAUUUCUGGGUAGACAGCCCCACUAAUAUUGACCCUGCUUAGAGAAUCAGUUGUUUCCAUUGGCAGAUGAAGACAAGAAUGAGUUUGUCACUUUGGGAAGACUGGAGGACCUGGUUGAAGUCCUUGUAUCUGUUGGUGGGCCCAGAGUUAAUUACGAGGAUGAAGAUGUCAUUACCCUGGGAGCAGGCAAUGUUUAGGUGACUCUUUU
Messenger RNA from Suncus etruscus (white-toothed pygmy shrew), 3441 nucleotides. It is a transcript of the gene CHAT, whose product is annotated as choline O-acetyltransferase. Gene Ontology annotation, molecular function: choline O-acetyltransferase activity. The record is from RefSeq and is a predicted model, not a curated record. Lineage: Eukaryota; Metazoa; Chordata; Mammalia; Eulipotyphla; Soricidae. Gene Ontology annotation, biological process: neuromuscular synaptic transmission; acetylcholine biosynthetic process. Gene Ontology annotation, cellular component: cytoplasm; neuron projection. Bases 38 to 1963 code for a protein of 641 amino acids. The transcript is spliced from 14 exons.